UGAUCUUUCAGGCUCAUCUCAUUGCUCUCAUCUAUCUCUCACUCUUCUUUCCGCUUGUUUCUGGCUCGUUACGUCGACAGAACACAUGCAAACUAUCUCAAGUCUCUCGGCGCGAUGCUACCCGUGGACCUAGGUAGUUAAACAGCCCACGUAAUCCAGACCUGCCAAUUUCAAAACACAACGGCAGUCGCCAUGCUAGACCCAAGAACCGCACCUGGAGAAAAACUUUCCGUGGGCAAGUCCCCACCAUCAAUGGGCGCUCGCCACUUCUCCUUAUGCUGUCCGCCGCUUCUCUUUCCUCCUCGCACUCCAUCUACCAAACCAAACCCCAAAUCCCAAACCCAAACACCGCCCACGUCCCCAUUCUUCUCCGCUCCAAGUAUCCCAUACCGUAGCACGACUAUUCCUCUAUUAAGAAUACGCCUCACUUCUCCUCCUCGCAUCGACUAGCCCAUUCACCAACAUGAAGCUCGCCUUCCUCGCCACCAUUUACUUAUUCAGCCUCACCC
Molecule: messenger RNA, 509 nt
Organism: Trematosphaeria pertusa
Lineage: Eukaryota; Fungi; Ascomycota; Dothideomycetes; Pleosporales; Trematosphaeriaceae
Exons: 1
Coding region: 193-450 (85 amino acids)
Source: RefSeq, a predicted model, not a curated record